AUGCGUACGCAACCAUGGCAUGGCCUGGUGGUCAUUGCUACCCUUGGGAGCUACGCUCUUGCGAAUCCACUUCACAAUUGGAGAGUCCUUAAAAACUCAACCAUGAAUACCCAGAUGUUGAUGGGUAGAGAUGAGGCAGAAUUUGAUCCGUCGGAUCUCUCGUUUAUCACAAAAAUGGCCGCUGUUGGUGAUUCCUAUUCAGCGGGAAUUGGAUCUGGCAACCGACUUGGAAGCUUGUUGUCAGAACAGGGUGGUAAGUAUCUCUUUGUUAGAUUCCAAGAUAAUAUUUGUGGACUAAUUCUUCUUUUUCAUCCGCCCAAAGCUUUCUUUUGCAGUCGUUAUGAUGAAUCUUACCCUUAUCUUGUCCAUAACGAUGGACGGCUAGGUGAUCCAUCGACACGCACGUUCCAGUUCCACUCAUGCUCUGGCGCCGUUAUCUCUGAAGUUAUCAAGGAGCAACUUCCAUUGAUCGACGCAGGACAACAAGUCAUAUUGCUAUCAGCCGGCGGCAAUGAUGCUGAGCUCACAAACAUCCUGAAUCAGUGUAUUUUCCAAUGGGCCGCGUACACACCCCUUCAAGUAGCAUCGGUGGAGUCGGCUCUUGAGGAGUCACAAUUUGAAUGGAAAGAUGCCGUGGAAAAUACCCUGGGUUUGGAAGAAAACAGCAUCGGGUGCGAUGCACAAUUGGCGAAGACCAAAAAGUUCAUUGGCGGAGAUGCCUUUAGCAAAAGCCUUGACUCUGUGAUUUCGGCGGCAAAGUUGAAACUAGCGUCUGACUAUGCCAAAUUCUUUGCUGAAGAUCUGUCAUCCGAAUGUGAUAAAGUCACUUGGUCAAUGUGGCAUCAUAAAGCUUCGAACAAGUUCCAAGAUAAUGAGCGCCUCACGAAGGCGCAUCGAAAGGAAAUGAAUGAUCUUGUCGACGCUGUGAACUCUCAGAUUGUUAGUUUCCCCCAUGAUACUCUGUUCCGAGCAAAACAGCCACUAACUCUGACCGAACCGCAGGCUGCUGCAGUGGAAAGAGCCGGUGAUCAAGUCAAGUUUGUCGAUUACGACUGGUACGUCGGCCAUUUCAAUGGCCGCUACUGCGAAGCUGGCGUAGAUGAAUCCACAACGGAAAGCAACGGAAGAUCCGGCCUCAUGUUCUUUGAGAUGAAUUCAAUGGACGUCUUUGGCAAUAACCCGUGGAAGCGAAGCCUAAAUACUGUCCCAGAAGCCUCUUUUGAGGGUCAAAUGAAUGCUCUUGCGCAGAUAACUUUGUUACUAGAUCCAGACGCCGAGUUCUCACAGGAGCAGUAUGUGUCUGACGCGACUACUGAUUCUGUCACCACUGCCAGUUUGAUGUCAGUCAAAGUGGCCGCUGCUAAUUCCGAUGCCGAUGCUCCUCUUCAGGUUCGAAGUGUUCUUCCAGACGGAUUUUUGCGGGUUUUCCACCCCCAGCCCUUGCUUCACUCCCUCAUUGCCUCACUGGUGAUAUACGAAAUGACCAAUAAAAACCAGCUUGAUAACGGUCUUUCAUCGAUCCCGGAGCGAGCCACUUUUGACUCGUGUCCUAUGCCUUCUUCAUCGGAACAGAUAGCGGUGGCUUCAUACAUCAAUCCCACAGGAGACCCGACUGCCUGGGAUCGUCUGGUCGGUUAUGAUGAGAGCAAGAUGCCUAUUUUGAUCGCCAACGUCGUCAAUGGCCCGGAUUCUACAGUCGACGCGAGCUGGACUAAAGUCAUAGACCGAGGUUCGGCUUCUGGUAAAACCGUCCUAGGUUAUGUGCGAACGGGAUAUCUUGGUGUGAGCACGCAGAAAUUCCAGACGCGGCUUGGCUCCGGCGACUUGGCAGAUUGGACUGCUCAGAUCGAAGAAGAUAUCGAUAUGUGGUACAAUCUUUAUGAUGACAGCAUUGGCGGUAUCUUUUUCGACGAGGGUUGGCCCGAAUGUGGUGACAGCAAUCAAUAUGUCGACCUCUACAAACACAUCAACGACUAUACCAAGCGCAAUCAUCCUGGAGCAUACACUGUUCUAAACCCUGGGUCACCUAUGGCGUCUUGUUUCGAAGAUACCAUGGACACACUUCUGACUUUCGAGCUGGAUUACGAUGCAUACGUGAACAAAUAUACACCUAAUGACUGGACACCAAAGGACCCGCGGAAACUAUGGCAUAUCAUCUACAACGUGCCAGAAGAUAAGAUUGACGAGGUGAUCAAAUUAUCUAAGGAGCGCGGAGCUGGCUUUGUUCAGCUCACAGAUGACCUUUUGCCUAACCCUUAUGACAAUUUGCCUGUCGAUUCCUACAUGACCAAAAUGUUGGCUGCAGUUGAUGGUGGUUCUCUUCUGAAUGAAGACGCAUCAUCCUGGAAAUCUGGAAGCGGUGUUACCCAGGUUUUCGGGUUGAAGGUUCUCAACUCGGAUUACACGUCUGGGCAAAUCUCUUGGAACAAAGUUGACAAUGCUCUUGCAUACUCCGUCUAUUUAGGCGACAAGCUUGUUGCAAGUCUGCCAAGCUCAAUGACUCAAGUCACACUUGGUGGUCUGACACCGGGGGGUGGAUAUGCCUUCAAUGUACGUGCGGUGGGAGGAGGCGGCAAUAUGGGUCUUGCGUCUGAUCCAGUUACAAUCAACCCGGAUGCUUUACCAGGCGGCAAAACCGUUGCCAACUGGAAAUCAGUCCCGAAGGAGGGAUCUACAACAAUCACGGCUGAUGUCCUUGUUCCAUACGCGUUCGUCCGCCUCUACAUCUGGUCUCAAGUAGGAUGUGACUUCGACGAAGACCCUGGGUGGAGUGUUAACUUCAAAGUUGACAAAUACGUCUGCACGCACUAUAUGGUGGAAGGUACCACGCUGUAUAAAUACAGUGGCACGAUGCCUAAAGGCUCCACAACUCCACCUUGGUCGUGGACAUCCAUUGGGACCGUCGAUGUCGAUGUCGAUGCUUACACAUACACCUGGACGCUACCCAUUGGAACUAAUACCGCCGACACAAGCAAGUUUGUCGUGCAGACACAAGGCUACAAUCCAGCGGAGAGCUACGUGGAGCCACGCGCGGACGAUUAUGACUGCCAGGGCUCGACGAUGUGCACAACUCCGGACUUCCUGAAGUGGUGCGAUCAUGCCGUCAAUGUCCUACAUCGAGACGACUAUCCCUUUUACCAGUCGAGUGGCGGCCUGAAUGGCAACUGUUGGGGUGAUCAGACUCGAGGCUGCCAGGUCUUUGUUCAGGGUGCGGGUUGCAGCAUCAGUGGCAACGACAUGUGGAAUGCCUACCAGAAUAUCCGCAAAAUCGGCGGCUGUGGUAAAUGUGGAUCAUAUCAUAUAGGUAAUGGUUGUCUGGUCACUAUCGACUACAAGUACCAAUGCGACAACCACGGUUAA
Molecule: messenger RNA, 3360 nt
Organism: Penicillium antarcticum
Lineage: Eukaryota; Fungi; Ascomycota; Eurotiomycetes; Eurotiales; Aspergillaceae
Exons: 8
Coding region: 1-3360 (1119 amino acids)
Molecular function (GO): protein binding
Source: RefSeq, a predicted model, not a curated record